GGAUGCUGCUGCCCUGCCUUGACCAGGUUCCUGGAAAAGGAGGGAAUGGAGGGGGGAGCAGCUGAUUCUUAGAACUGAUUGAAGUUGAGUCCAUUGAGGGCAAAGGUCACGACUGCAGCUUGCCCGCUAAGGAUCUGCCCAGGGUCUGUCUGCACAGGAGUUGUCCGGUGGUGGCUCGGCUCUAUUUAUGGGGCAGUUCUCCGGGGUGAGAGCUCAUGUGCAGGCUGCAAGGAGCUGUGCGAGAGACACGGAUCUGCUCAGCCUCGGGGGCUCCUUUCCUUGCCUGCCGCUGUUACCUGGACAAGCAAUGGAGCGUGCUUUGGGAGGAGGCACGCGGAAACUCUUUUCUCUGACUUUGCCACCAGAGUUGGCUGCCAGGAGGGGGUGGAAAAUGAGCUGCUUUUCCAGUCGAAAUGGAACGGCUGUGUAACGAAACUCCCCUGACUUCUCCUGGCCUUGAAAUCUAACCCAAGCUUUCCUGCUUGGCGUUUGGAUAGUUGCCGCUAAAUAUGGAGAAGCCCAGCAGCGUCCAGACUCGAUAAAACGUGCCGGCCGGGUUGCGUUCUGGACCAUGGACUCACUGAGACACCCUGAGGUGUGAAAAUGUCGAGCAGGAACAGGGAGCUGGUGACUGACUUUAUUUCCUACAAGCUGUCACAGAGGGGCUACAGCUUGAAUGAAGUUGAGGGGGACAGCGAGGACAGGACUGAGUUGGCAGGAGAAAUGGGCAGCAUCCAAAACGGGAGCCCGUCCUGGCACCCCAGCGCCAGCCCAGUCGUCAAUGGUGCUACCGGGCACCCAAGCAUCCUCGAAGACCACGAAACCAGUCCAGGGGUGGAGGUGAGGCAGACGCUAAGGGAAGCAGGCGACGAAUUUGAACUGAGGUACCGCAGGGCUUUCAGCGACCUCACCUCCCAGCUCCACAUCACCCCCGGCACGGCGUACCAGAGCUUUGAGCAGGUGGUGAACGAACUCUUCCGGGACGGGGUGAACUGGGGGCGGAUAGUAGCUUUUUUCUCCUUCGGAGGGGCCCUGUGCGUGGAGAGCGUCGACAAGGAGAUGCAGGUCCUGGUGGGGCGGAUCACCAGCUGGAUGGCCACUUACUUGACCGAUCACCUGGACCCGUGGAUCCAAGAUAACGGCGGCUGGGAGCGUUUUGUGGAUUUGUACGGCAACGACGCAGCCGCCAAGAGCCGGAAAGGCAAGGAACGCUUCAACAAGUGGCUGUUGACCGGGGCCACCGUAGCCGGCGUCGUCCUCCUGGGCUCCCUGCUGAGCCGCAAAUAGCCGGGCCCGGACUCUGCCUCGGUCGGUGCUCCCCCACGACGGCCUGCCGAGGGACGCGCUGCAUUCUGCUCCUCAGCUUUGUGAUCAUUCCAGGGGGGAGGGAGAGGGGGGGCGCCUCUGCAUUGCAACCUCCCCAGUCCGACCCCCAGGGCUCACCUCCCCCCCCCACAACUCACAGACCUCUUCCUGGUGCCUCCGGUCCCACAGACACCUUUAACCUUAGGGCACUGUUCCCUACGCAGGGCUUUCGCCCCACUUCCAGGUGCUGUGCCCUCCCAAUCCGGCCACUCCACACGAUGGCAAUCCCUUUUACUCACAGCCCUGGUGUCCGUUUGAUUGUAUUUUGAAGGCCCCCCCCAACCCAAGGCAGACCCAGCACUUGUGUGGGUGGCUUGGGGGGUGGGGGGUUGGCUGUCAAGCAGGGUUUCCCAGGGAGGGAGAAAAGGCUCGCCUCCCCCAGCCUCCCCCUCUCUGCAUGGUGUCUUCUGAGCUCAGUGAAUUAGAUGAAUAAAGAGACUGGUUUUGUGUAUAUCUGCUUGAGCAUCUCCAGGGCGCAGAAAUCGCCUGACAGGACCAGGCAGCCGUUUGGAGGGGGGAGGAUGAAGGAUGGGGCAGAAUCUUUGGACUGAAGGGGGGGGUCAGUCAGGUGCAGGAUCCCGUGACCUGUCCCUUCCUCCCCCCACGAGCUGGCCGGGCAUGCUCCUGACGCUGCUCUCCCCCUUUCAGGAUUAUCCUCUGGGCUCAUCCUGCCCUGCCUGAAGACGCAGUGCCUGGUGCGCUCUGCCCAGGAGGAAUCUCUCGGCUCAGAAAGCAGUGUUUGGCUGCCCAGGAGCGCUGCCUUUGGGCUCCUGUUCCCUUUGCGGAAGGCUGGCUGGCUGGCCUCCCUAGCCUCUUUGAGCUUCUAUUACCCAGCCUCCCUUCUGCCCCUGCCCCUCCAAUUUGAUUCUUCCCUCAACCAAUGCCUAUUUUCUCUCUGGCUUCCACUGUGGCUGGGCCUUCCUAUUCCAACCACUGCAUUUGAAUUUUUAAGAACUGCCAUGGCACGUACGUUUUGUACUGCUGUUGGUACACGCUUGGGUGAGAUUGUCGCCGUGAUGGUGGAGACUGCGCUGCAGACACCACUGGGGCGGUGCAAGCGAGGGAGGAGAGCCCCACGGAGGCUGGGGAAGGGCCGAGUCCAGUCCCCAUCACUUUGGGCUUCUCCUUCCGCUCCUCUUGGAACAAGUGCCUCCCCUGGAGCAGGAUGCGAGCCUCUGCCCUGUCACCGGCAUCAGCAUUCCCUCAAACAGGGUCAGGCUUGCCUUUCCCUUGGCUGUCAGUUGCAAAAAGAGCAGGCGCAAGAUGGAGGGCGGAGAGCAGGGCUUGCUCUCAGGCAGAGAGGGAGAGCUGGUCCUCCGUAGCAGCCUCUGGAAGGUGUUUACGAUCGACUGCUAAUUGCUCGCCCGGCUCUCCAGGGAAUCUCUGUGGCGGCUGCCCAAGUAACUUCCAGUAAAAGCAAAAAUCAACAGCCUAUGCUGGGCCAAGCAGUGCAGAUUAUAUGGUGGGAGGGGGCAUGUUUUCCCAAGGCUCAGGGGAGGAGAGUGGGUGUCAGAAGUGGCCCUCCCCAACUCACUUAGGGGGUGCUUGCAGUGGCUUUUCUUCAGUGGAGAAAGCAAUGCUCUCCAGGGGGAAGAGGCAGAACAUUGGUCCUUGUGGAGCGAACCACUUGUGGGCUGCCUUGGCAGAGGUGGGGGGGGAGGGAUUUCCAGGUGUAGGGCAGCCCCAGACGCAAAGCCAGGCCUUGCUGAACGGAACCGCCUCAGUGCUUGGCAAUUGCCGGCCUCAUCUAGCAGUUGCUAUGGAAGCCUGGCCCACGGGGCGGGGGGGUGGGGGGGAGUUCAAAGGCAAUUGCACUGGCAGGUCAUCCCUUGCAGAGAUAACGGGGCUGUUUGCAUCUCCCUUGGGCUCUGCAGCAGCCAAGGGGGGAGAGCUGCCGGGGUUGGGGGGGGCGUGUCCAGGUCCAGGUUGUGUGCAUCGUGCCUGUCUCCUGGGAAGCACCCAGUUCUGGCCCCGCCAAAGGGUCCACCACCACCACCCCCCGCUCCUGCCUGCAGUACCAUUUUCAACCCAUCAGAGGGCCCGGCUCACCUGAAGCCAUCUUUUUGACAUGACCUGGAGGCAUCUCUCUGUCCUCCUGCAAGGCCGCCGGACCCUCCCCGCCUCCUUUCUGCCCCUCCCUGUACAGGCUCAGCUGUAUAUAUCUGAGAGUAGUUUUAUUCAGUUGUGAAUACAAUAAUACUAUUUUUGUUAACUGUAUGUCUGUAUUUAUGUGUGUUGGCUGUGCUCCCUGUCCUUCUGCGCCCCCCCCCCCCAUUAACCUAGUUUUUGCAAACAGUGCACCAGUCCCGGCAAACGAUGGAAAGCUGUGGGGACUGGACAGGGAGCGCAGGCGGCCCCACGUGCUUGGGGGCCAUCUUACCCUCUCUGCCCCCUUUUGAUUUAAUGUGUGGAUGUUGAACCUGCAACCCACCCACCCAUUUGUGUUCAGAACCCUUAUUAGAGAAAAACAGUUUGAUUUCAAGGUGGAAGUUCAUUUCUUCUAAUAAAACUGUGGUGUUUGAGUUG
This is a messenger RNA of Eublepharis macularius, 3891 nucleotides long. It is a transcript of the gene BCL2L1, whose product is annotated as BCL2 like 1. Bases 604 to 1287 code for a protein of 227 amino acids. NCBI's taxonomy places the organism in Eukaryota, Metazoa, Chordata, Lepidosauria, Squamata, Eublepharidae. Gene Ontology annotation, biological process: negative regulation of intrinsic apoptotic signaling pathway; intrinsic apoptotic signaling pathway in response to DNA damage; extrinsic apoptotic signaling pathway in absence of ligand. Gene Ontology annotation, molecular function: protein heterodimerization activity; protein homodimerization activity. Gene Ontology annotation, cellular component: mitochondrial outer membrane. The record is from RefSeq and is a predicted model, not a curated record. The transcript is spliced from 3 exons.